AUGCAGACGAGGGUAUGCAAAACUUGGGGAACGGUCAUCCGUAAAAGUAAAGUCGGUCUGCUUUUCCAGUUUCGAGGAAAACUACAGAACCUCUUCUAUGCUGAUCGUAUUCGUCAUGAAAUUGAUCUAGAGAAGUAUGACACCGGUGAGACACUAACAAACCGUUUAGACAACUCAAAAGAAAGAUUAAAUAUACAAUCACUUGUAUUCAACCAAUACAUUGUUGGUUCAUGCAAUGGUUUAGUUUGUUUUCUGUCACAAAACACAGCAGAAGAUCACUAUGAGGACUUUAUUAUUUGUAAUCCUAUAACCGGUGAAUACGUUUUUUUACAAAGACACGACGGAACACUAGAUGGGAAACGGAGUGAUCUAAAAUUUGGAUUUGGUUACCUUCACUCCACCAAUGAGUAUAUGGUUGUAAGAAUCGAUUGCAAAAGGAAGACAAUACAUGUGUAUACUCUUGGCACUGGCGUUGGUUGGAGAAUCAUCAAAGACGAAUUCCUUUACAUAUUUGAGGGUGUAAGUAUCUUUGCUAAUGGAGCUAUUCAUUGGUUAGAAUCCAUGAAAGUAUGGGAGAAUAAGAUUGUGGCUUUCGAUUCGGCUGAUGAGAAGUUUAAAUCCGUCCCAUCACCAACUUGGGAGUAUUAUUAA
Papaver somniferum (opium poppy) is the source of this 651-nucleotide messenger RNA. Its product is annotated as F-box protein At3g07870-like. The record is from RefSeq and is a predicted model, not a curated record. NCBI's taxonomy places the organism in Eukaryota, Viridiplantae, Streptophyta, Magnoliopsida, Ranunculales, Papaveraceae. The transcript has a single exon. Bases 1 to 651 code for a protein of 216 amino acids.